AUGCCCGAACUGUCGUGUGGUGACACUUUUGCAAGUUUCGAAGACCUGGACAGGGCAGUUCAGGAGUGGUCUCGGUCCAACGCGCAAAAAUUCUAUAUCCGCGACAGUCGCACUAUAAAUGCAGCGUCGAAGAAGACAAAACGCUACCUGAAUCCGGCUUUGAGAUUUUACCAAGUUGUGUAUAGCUGCAUCAAAGGUGGGAGACAUUUCAAGUCGAGAUUACAAGGUCUUCGAAAGAGAAAGACAUUCAAAGAUGACUGCAUCGCGUAUGUCAAAGCAAGGAUAUCGAAAGACGGAUGCAUGCUCGAGAUAAUCGAGGUGAAGGAUGUUCACAAUCAUACGACAUCCAAAGUGCUUUUCAACUACCUUCCACAAGAGAGAAGACUUCCAGGCAACAUAAAGGACGAAGUUCGACACCUCAUGCAACAUGGAGCCAACAAGAAGCUUGUUAAAAGAACUAUUCAAGAAAAGACCGGAAAGAAAGUACUCCUGAAGGACAUUAACAACAUCACUGUCACAGCUACCCAUGAUAAGAACAGCAUUGAGAAGACAGUGCUGCUUAUCCAUGAGAAAUAUGGGUCUGAUUGUGAGCUCCUCCUAGAGGGAGACACCUUCAAAGGACUGCUUCGUUGCACGCAGAGAAUGCAACAAAUGAUGAAAGCCUACCCUGAGUUUCUAGGGAUAGACGCGACAUACAAGUUGCUAGAAAUCAGGACUCCAGUUUACGUCAUUCACGUUGAAGAUGGCAAUGCCUCCUCAGAAAUAAUAUGUGUUGGAGUGCUCGUCAGCGAAGAUUUCCAGAGUAUGGAAUGGCUGUUGCAGACAUUUAAAAAGCUGAACCCGGUGUGGACAGCAACAAAAUGCAUCAUGGCUAAUAAAGACCUAGGCGAACGACGCAUCCUAAAACAGGAAUUCCCACAAGCAACUGUGCUGAUCUGCAUCUUCCACGUGCUGCAAAUCUUCAGAAGGGAAAUCACAACAGAAAAAAUUUCGAUCACCAGUGAACAAAGAAACAAGCUACUCGGUAUUCUUCAGAAAAUGGUGUGGGCAAGAAAUCCAGCAGAUGACACAUACUUGAAUGCACUUGAAAAUGAAGCUCCACAAAAAGUCCUCGACUACUUCGACACCAACUGGAGGCAAUGCAGUGACGAAUGGUCCCUGGGUCCAACAUACAACAAAGGCAAUUUUCUGAAUACAACAAACAAUCGGCUUGAGGCAAUUAAUGGCAAAUUAAAGUCUGCCAUCAAGAAAUUCAGCACUCUAGAAGGAUUCAUCGGCAAGUUGUUCACAAUCCUCUUUGCACUCAGCGACGAGUCUGACAACAAAGCUGCAAUGACGUUGUAUAAGAGACCUUCCAAUCAAGCCAUGGAGAGGGUGCAGAAAAGAUACUACAGCCUUCUCACACCAUAUGCCUUUGAACAUGUCUCUCGGGAACUGAAAAGGAGCAAUAAUAUGACCGACCUUCAGCAGAAUGGUGCCCACUACCUGUACAACUCCUCUGCAGGAGUUGUAUCCAUCACAAGCACGCACUGCAGCUGCCCACUUGUAUCAUCUAUGCUACUACCGUGUCACCACAUCUUCGCUGUACGUGCAAAAGAUGGGGAAGAUUUGUAUGACGAAGCACUGUGUAGCCCAAGGUGGUCACGUGAUCAUUACCUAGGCCAACGUGACCGACUCAACGCUUGCAGCACGACCAUGGAUGCUGACAUGGGAGACCCUGAGUCUCACUGCACAGAAUACCGGCCAACAAAUGUCUCUCAGGAAAAUGUCUGCAAGUGA
This is a messenger RNA of Ornithodoros turicata, 1779 nucleotides long. RefSeq names its product zinc finger SWIM domain-containing protein 1-like. Gene Ontology annotation, molecular function: zinc ion binding. The coding region runs from base 1 to 1779 and encodes 592 amino acids. The transcript is spliced from 4 exons. The record is from RefSeq and is a predicted model, not a curated record. NCBI's taxonomy places the organism in Eukaryota, Metazoa, Arthropoda, Arachnida, Ixodida, Argasidae.